Molecule: messenger RNA, 1319 nt
Organism: Panicum hallii
Lineage: Eukaryota; Viridiplantae; Streptophyta; Magnoliopsida; Poales; Poaceae
Product: putative anthocyanidin reductase
Exons: 5
Coding region: 88-1149 (353 amino acids)
Molecular function (GO): oxidoreductase activity, acting on the CH-OH group of donors, NAD or NADP as acceptor
Source: RefSeq, a predicted model, not a curated record
ACCGUAAGACGGUCAACUUUUCGCGUCCAGCUCAGGAUAAGGCCCUGGCUCUCUCACUUCUCAGCAAACCGAUUCAGAGACGUAGCCAUGGCGGAAGAGAGGAGCAGCGGAGUGCGGGUGUGCGUCACCGGAGGCGCCGGGUUCAUCGGCUCGUGGCUCGUCAAGAAACUCCUCGAGAAAGGCUACACCGUCCACGCCACCCUCCGGAACACAGGAGACGAGGAGAAGGCGGGGAUGCUGCGGCGGCUGGUCCCCGGCGCGGCCGAGCGGCUGCAGCUGUUCGACGCCGACCUCUUCGACGCCGCCACCUUCGCGCCGGCGAUCGCCGGGUGCCGGUUCGUCUUCCUCGUCGCCACCCCAUUCGGGCUCGAAGCCGCCGGCAACAAGUACAAGAGCACGGCGGAAGCUGUCGUGGACGCGGUGCGCGCGAUCCUCCGGCUGUGCGAGGAGUCCAAGACGGUGAAGCGCGUGAUCCACACCGCCUCCAUAACCGCCGCUUCGCCGCUGAUGAAGAAGGGCUCCGGCGGCGCCGGGUACAAGGAUUUCAUCAGCGAAUCUUGUUGGACCCCCCUUGACGUUGACUACCCUCUCCGAAGCGCGCACUUCGACAAGUACAUACUGUCGAAGCUGCAGUCGGAGCAGGAACUCCUGAGCUACAACGCCGGCAAGAGCCCGGCGUUCGAGGUGGUGACCCUGCCCCUGGGCCUCGUCGCCGGCGACACGGUCCUCGGCCGCGUCCCGGAGACGACGGAGAGCGCCGUGUCGCCCGUGUCCCGCAACGAGGCCUACUCCGGGCUCCCGCGCAUACUGCAGCAGCUCCUGGGCUCGCUGCCGCUGGUGCACGUCGACGACGCCUGCGACGCGCUCCUCUUCUGCAUGGACCAACCCUCCGUCGCCGGCCGGUUCCUCUGCGCCGCCGCGUACCCGACCAUCAACGACGUCGCCGACCACUUCGCCGAGAAGUUCCCGCACCUCGACAUCCUCAGAGAAACGGAGGCGGUGGCGAGGGUGCAACCUGAGGGGGACAAGUUGGGGGAGCUGGGAUUCAGGUACAAGUACGGGAUGGAGGAGAUUCUUGACAGCAGCGUUGCCUGCGCGGCGAGAUUGGGUUCUCUUGAUGCAUCCAAGCUCAACCUGCAGAAAGGAUAAACCUGGAAGGCUAAGCAUAGCCGUAGGAUGGACUUGUGUUGUUUUUCGUUGAUGUUUGUUCAAUGGGCAAUUAUGCCUUCCUUUAAAAUAAAGCACCGACCCCGUUAUAUGCAGGCUUCAUAAAUAAAACUUUUCAGGAAUAUUCCAUAUAUGUUUUCUUUUAAGGACAA